GAUGAUGAAGAGUAAGCUAGGAGGCGGAGCCUUACGGCGAUCUCGAAUAAAUAGAGAGCGAUUCUAGCUAGAAUACUACUUUUGUGCUGAGCAGGUGGAACACUUGAACGUCUAUUAAUUUUUAAACUUCAGGGAUCAAUGAUGAACACCUUUCUGUAUUUCUUCUUCCUGGGGGUUUUACUAACUCUUGCGCCACCAUGUGAAAACAUGUCAAUUAGCUCUACCAUGACAACAUUAAAGGUCCCAAUUGAAGUUGAUGAGCAAAAAACUGAACCUUCAACUACUCCAACAGAAAAAGGUCGAGAAACUACUAUAGAUGAUAAACAAGUUUCUCUAGAAGUUAAACAUGACAUUCAAGAUGGCCAGUCACAAGAAGGAGAUGUAGAACAUGUGGUUAAAGAAAAUGAUGUGACAACGUCAGUUCCUGUUGAUAAGUCGGUGGAGAAUGAUAUACAACCUGGUAUUUCAGAAAAUAUAACCUUGAGUCAGAAAGAAUCUGAAGUAGCUGAUGAGAAACAAAACAAAAGCACAACGCCAGAAGAAGUAAAAAUACCAGAAGAGGAACAAAGUACAACAGAAGUAAAAAUACCAGAAGAGGAACAAAGUACAACAGAAGUAAAAAUACCAGAAGAGGAACAAAUUACAACAGAAGUAAAAAUACCAGAAGAGGAGCAAGAUACAACAUCUGGAGUCCAACCUGAAGAAGAAAAAAAUGUUUCUACAGGAUAGUAUACAACACAGAAAGAAGAAGAAGUUAAACCAACUAACGAUUCCCAAGAGCACUGACAUGAGAAAGGCUAAUCAAGAUAUUUUUUGCAUUUCUUUCCACAUUUCAAGAUAUAAUGAAGAAAAAUGUUCGCUGUUUCUGAGCAGUGUUGUAAGUAAAUAUUGUAACUCUCCUCUGAUGGCAUACAAUUACACCCUGUAAAAUGAAGUAGUAAAUAUUUCUACUGUCCUAUUUUUAAUUCACUUACUUAGUUGUAUUCAUAAUUUUAGUUUUUAAUUUUAUUCUUACUACCUGACAGUAUUGUAACUCAUUUAUUUGACAACCUUUUUUCUAUUUAAUGGGUAUUUAAUUUAAGUUAUGAUUACUUGUGUUAAUCUUAUAACCUUUGUGAAGAAUGAAAAAUGCUCGUAUGGCAAGUUAAAAACAAAACAAAAAAAGUUCGCAGUAUUUACCAAACUCUUUGUGUUCAUGUUUUAUAAACUCGGUGUUUGGUGCCAAAAGUGCAAUAAAGUGGAGAUUAGGGAUGUAGUUGGUUAUUUCAAUAAAUGGUUUUGCUUGUUUGA
Limulus polyphemus (Atlantic horseshoe crab) is the source of this 1290-nucleotide messenger RNA. RefSeq names its product 110 kDa antigen-like. NCBI's taxonomy places the organism in Eukaryota, Metazoa, Arthropoda, Merostomata, Xiphosura, Limulidae. The record is from RefSeq and is a predicted model, not a curated record. Bases 139 to 729 code for a protein of 196 amino acids. The transcript has 3 exons.